This is a messenger RNA of Mytilus trossulus (common blue mussel), 501 nucleotides long. RefSeq lists its product as uncharacterized. The coding region runs from base 1 to 501 and encodes 166 amino acids. NCBI's taxonomy places the organism in Eukaryota, Metazoa, Mollusca, Bivalvia, Mytilida, Mytilidae. The transcript has 4 exons. The record is from RefSeq and is a predicted model, not a curated record.
AUGGCAAGACGAAAACUAAGUACUACGGAACGCUGGCAAGUUGUAGGUAUGGCAAAUACAGGUCUAAGUUGCCGUAGAAUAACGGUUCAUUUUGGUGUUAACCACACUGUGAUUAUCAGGCUCGUGCAUAGAUACCGACAGACAGGGUCAGUUGAAGACCGCCCUAGAGCAGGCAGACCACGUAAAACUACUGCCAGAGAAGACAGAAAUCUUUCACGGCAAGCAAGAUUGAAACUUUUCUCUUCUGAUGAUCAGCUUCGUAGACUUUGGCCUAUUGGGGGUAGAAUUGAGGUAGCAUUUGGUAAAGAAAGUACGAAAAAGAAAAGAACAAGUAUUGGUGAUGGGUUUUCCAGUUUUAUCAGGAAAGGGACACGGUUACUGCGGAAAAAGCCACCAGAAAAGCAAAAAGAACAUAACACAGAUUUGGACAAAAAUCAGGAAGCAGAAAGCAUAUCAGAACCAUCAGAAUUAUAUGCAAUAUUUGAUAAACAUGGUAAUUAA